Oldenlandia corymbosa var. corymbosa is the source of this 2350-nucleotide messenger RNA. The record is from the annotation of a GenBank genome assembly. NCBI's taxonomy places the organism in Eukaryota, Viridiplantae, Streptophyta, Magnoliopsida, Gentianales, Rubiaceae.
AUUUAGACAGCGCAUUUCGCGCAAGGAAAUGUCCAGCACGGUCCAACCGAUCGAAUAAUAUGAAUAAAAAAAUUGCAAAUAUUAAGUAUCUAUCUGAAAGCCCAUAAGAGAUUUAUGCUUUGCCCCUCAAAACAAUCAUAUUAUUACACAGACUGAGAGACUUAUUGUGUGUGUGUGUGUUAGAUUUAUCAUAAGGUAGUACUAGCAUAUGCCACUAGUACAUAAUAUAAUUAAGGAUGGCUUCUGCGCCGUGCAUCGAUCCAUCCGCCAUUCCUGAUGAGUUAAUGAUGGAGAUUGAAGCAAACACUAAAUUUGUUGCCGGCGAUUCGGCCGUCAGGCUCACCUGGAAAGAUGUUACUGUAAUGGUUACCCUCAGCAAUGAUGGUGAAGCACAAAAUGUACUGGAAGGACUCACUGGUUAUGCCGAACCUGGUAACUUCACUGCCCUCAUGGGUCCUUCGGGUUCCGGGAAAUCCACCCUUCUCGACGCCCUUUCUGGCCGGCUUCCGUCCAAUGCAUUCUGUUCCGGGACCAUACUUCUCAAUGGUCGCAGACCAAAGCUCUCUUUUGGGAAUGCUGCAUACGUGAGACAAGAUGACAACCUUAUCGGCACAUUAACAGUACGGGAAACAAUCUUAUACUCCGCCCAGCUCCGGCUCCCUAAUAGGAUGUCUAGGGCUGAGAAACUAUCGCUGGUGGAGAGCACCAUCAUCGAAAUGGGACUUCAGGAUUGCGCGGAUACAGUUGUCGGAAACUGGCAUUUGCGCGGAAUCAGUGGCGGAGAAAAAAGAAGACUCAGCAUUGCCCUGGAGAUCCUCACCAGGCCUAGUUUGCUUUUCCUGGAUGAGCCAACCACGGGACUUGAUAGUGUUUCAGCAUUUUUCGUAACUCAGACCUUAUGUGGUCUGUCCAGAGAAGGCCGGACUGUGAUAGCAUCGAUUCAUCAGCCAAGCAGUGAGGUUUUUGAGCUUUUUGAUAGAUUGUACUUACUUUCGAGUGGGAAGACGGUGUACUUUGGGCAGGCUUCAGAAGCUCACCAGUUCUUCGCACAAGCUGGCUUUCCUUGUCCAUCUCUCAGGAACCCAUCUGAUCAUUUUCUUAGAUGUAUAAAUUCCGAUUUUGACAAAGUUAAGGCUACUCUCAAGGGAUCCAUGAAGAUGCCGUUGUUGGUUAAUAACAAUUAUGCUCGAGAGGAAAUAACAACUGUCGAAGUGAUUGAAAUCCUUGGUGAAAGCUACCGUACUUCACCAUAUUGCUAUUUCGCAAAACAAAAAGUUGAGGAGCUGUCCAAGAUUAAAGGGACUGUUUUAGAUUCUAGAGGAAAUCGGGCUAGUUUCCUGAUGCAGGCAUAUACGUUGACUAAGCGAUCUUUCAUCAACAUGUCGCGAGAUGUCAAUUAUUACUGGCUUAGGCUGAUUAUUUACUCCGUGGUUUCCAUCUGUGUUGGCACAAUUUAUCUUAAUGUUGGAACAAGCUACGAUUCCAUCCAGGCUAGGGGUGCUUGUAUGUCUUUUACUUUUGGCUUCGUCACCUUCAUGUCAAUUGGUGGAUUUCCUUCAUUUGUAGAAGAUAUGAAGGUUUUCCGAAGAGAGAGGAUGAACGGCCACUAUGGCAUAACUUCAUUUGUCGUCAGCAACACGAUAUCUGCGAUGCCGUUCCUGAUGUUGAUUGCUUUGAUUUCGGGGUCUCUUUGCUAUUUUAUGGUUGGCCUCCAUCCAGGAUUUUUGCAGUUUCUCUACUACAUCUUGUGUUUCUAUGCAUGUGUCACUGUUGUUGAGAGCUUGAUGAUGGCUAUAGCAAGCAUUGUGCCCGACUUUCUUAUGGGUAUCAUCAUUGGUGCCGGAAUUGAGGGUAUAUUUCUGCUGGUAUCUGGCUACUUCAGACUCCCAAAUUUCAUCCCAAAACCAGUGUGGCGAUAUCCAAUGUCUUACAUCAGUUUCCAUUUUUGGGCUCUUCAGGGUUUGUACCAAAAUGAUUUCAAGGGCAUGUCUUUUGACAACCAGACUCCUGAGUUGCCGAAAAUCUCAGGAGAAUACAUAUUGGAGAAUGUUUUCCAGAUUGAUGUGAAAAGGUCAAAAUGGGUGAAUCUCAUCAUCAUCUUCAGUAUGAUUGUCAUCUAUCGUGUCGUCUUCUUCUUAAUGAUCAAGAUCAACGACGACCUCUUGCCCUGGGUUCGUGGUUACAUUGCUAGGAGGAGGAUGGCAAUCAGAACACAACAAUAUCUGUCCCAUUGCGACUCACCUAUUCCCCUUUCUCCCUGAUAUUAUUUUGAUUGGAAUGUCAAAAUAAUUGUAUUUAGAAAAAAGAAUGAAGAUCUAUAGUUAUUUAUUCAUUUGUAGAAAAAUUUCGC